AUGGAAAAUGUUGCUACGAGCGAUUCAGUCAUUGCAGUACGUGCUAUCGCCAUACCAAAAUCGCUGUGGGAAUCUUCCAGGUCGUCAGGUCCAUCAUGUUACGGUAGUCUGAAUGCGUCCACAUCAUCGGCAUGUGCAUCCGGUAUCGUUCGAUCGAGUAGUGUCUCAUCAAAUACACCUGCAUAUGAAAAAUUGCCGAAAUCCGAUAGUGCUGAUUUCGUUGAUGCGCCGAAAUUUCAUUACGAUAUGGACUUCGAUUUGAGGGCAUUGAAAGCCGCACUGAAAUCAGCCGAAUUUUUGGAAGAAUCUGGCUAUCAAUCCGUUUUGGAACGAUCUCAGCACAAUCUAUACGGUACUGGCUGGUUGAUCAACGAAAAUAUGAGUAACGAUGGAAGUGAAGAUGUCGAUGACAAUUGGGGUUAG
Molecule: messenger RNA, 423 nt
Organism: Anisakis simplex (herring worm)
Lineage: Eukaryota; Metazoa; Nematoda; Chromadorea; Rhabditida; Anisakidae
Source: the annotation of a GenBank genome assembly